CUUGCCAACUACGCUUUCUGUAUUAUUUGUGUGUUUCGUUUGUGUAUUAAAUGAUGUGAAACUUCAACCUUAGCGAUUAGAUCGGUAGCCAAGAGACAGGCGUUUCUAAAUCAACAUGUAAAUUGUUAGUUCUGUCAAACAAAAUUGAAUCGUCGCCUCUCAUUCCCUUGCAAAUUUCGCUGCAAGCUAAAGAUGACUCCGGAGGACUCUGGUUAGUUCUACACUCGAGUCUGAGGGCCGUGAAUGUCACGCUUGAGUUGUAUGUUACCAAUUUUAGGCAUAUAAGAAAUUCAUCACGUUAGUUAUAUUUGUAUAGUAGAAGCUUCCCAAGUUGUGUCUAUAACCACAACGAGAGUCGUCGAUUGUCCGAGUGUACUCGCGUUCGGAAGAACCAAAGAACAUUGGCUUUGAAGAUCCGAGGCAACUUGAAUUUAAAUAUUUGAACAAAGAAUUUCGCAAUCAUCCCUGGAUUUAGUAUAUUAUCUACAGUAUUUAUCAAAGGUCUUCUGGAGUUAGCGUGCCAGGAUUCUUGGGGCUAAGUUGAUAGACGGCGAAACGCUGUUUCCUCGAAGGUCCGGCGUAAUUUGAUAUCGAAAACAAAAAGUACUUUGCAAUAUUUGUAGUCUACGCUUGCUGAAUCGGUUUCAGAAGACAUAUUUACAAGUAAUCGGCAAGUUUACCGGCUUUACGUCUAAAUAGAAAUCGGCAAAUAUCUGUGGAAUUUUUGGGUGUUCCUACAGCAAGUUCUAGUUCGGUUCCUUUGGCAACUGGGGCUGAAAUUCACUGGAGACUGAAUAUUUGAAUAUUAAACUUGUGUGGUGUAGUUUUUAAAAGGAAAGAGAAGUUCACCACGAGACUUUUGAGUUGGGAAACUCUACAAAGACACAGCCUGUCGUAAAUCAAGUUUUCGAACGGACAUCACAAAAUGCCUUGUGAAGUCAACUACGAGUGUUCAAAGGAAAGUGAAGGUACUCUAUUGUUACCUAUACUUAAUGAAAGCGAAUGGUCUGAAGCUGUGCGCAUUAUAUUCUAUUUGGUUGCCUUGGUUUGGUCUUUUACGGGCGUCGCGAUCAUCGCCGAUGUCUUCAUGUGCGCAAUUGAAACAAUCACGAGUAAAGUUAAGAUCAUAAAAGUCGCAAAGCCAGGCGCUGCAAACGAUUUCGAAGAGGUGGAAGUUCGCGUCUGGAACGACACCGUCGCGAAUUUAACUCUAAUGGCACUCGGGUCGUCUGCCCCGGAAAUUCUCUUAUCUAUUAUAGAGAUCAUCGGCACGAAUUUCGAAGCCGGGAAACUGGGGCCGAGCACGAUCGUCGGCUCCGCUGCGUUCAAUUUGCUCGUGAUCACGGGCGUGUGCGUCAUGGCGAUACCUAAUGGUGAGGUACGGACGAUCAAAUCGCUAAAGGUGUUCGCCGUGACGGCUGUGUGCUCCGUCAUGGCCUACGUCUGGCUUGUGAUAAUCCUGAAGGUUAGCAGCGAAAACGUCGUGGAUCUCUGGGAGGCCAUUUUUACAUUUCUCCUCUUUCCGAUGUUGGUUAUUGUCGCUUACAUGGCCGACAAGGAACUGGGCUGUUCUUCCUCUGGAGUGCGACCCUCGCAAGACAUAGGAAUGCUCGAAUUAGCUGAGGGUUCCCAGGUACUUGAGCCUUCGAAGGACCCAGAAAUCAUGGCUUUCAUCAAGGAGUUGAAUCAGAAUAAUCAACUCACUGAGGAGGAUCAAGCAAAACUUGUCGCGAUGCGAAUUCAGGCCAAGACGCCGAAGAAUUAUGGGUACUACCGCGUUGGAGCACUACGGGGGAUUGGAGGAGGCAAGAAGCUGACGCCGUCAAUGAAUACUCAUUUACAUGAGACCUAUGACGAACUUUCUGAAGUACAGUUCUCAUCUGAUGCACUAUCCCAUAUUCGGUCCUCUGAGUCAGAACCGCCGAAAACGUUUGUUGAAUUCGCCUCGCCACAAUACGCGGUGUUGGAAAGUUCCAAAAUUGUAAAAAUCGCCAUCAUAAGAACUGGCAAUACAAAGAUACCAGCUGUUGUGAACUUCGAAACUAUUGAUGGCACAGCAAUGGCACAGUCGGACUACAUUGCGAAAAAGGACUCGUUGGUAUUUAAACCCGACGAAACGAUAAAACACGUCACAAUCGAGAUCGUUGACGACAAUGAGUGGGAAGAAGAUGAAGUGUUCUUCGUUAAACUCUCCUGUUAUGAUGCUUCCGAUAAACAAGUUCAGAUCGGCCAUCAGAGCAUCACUGAAGUCACCAUUAUCAACGAUGACGAACCUGGUGUGAUAAGUUUUCAAAAGCCCAGUUAUGUCGUAAAAGAAAGUAUCGGAAAGGCCAGUUUAGUUUUGGAGCGUACCAAAGGGACCGACGGGACUGUUAGUGUCACGUGGACAACCAAGGACCAAUCAGCGACCGAAGGUAAAGACUAUGUUGGCGGAACUGGAACGGUCGUGUUUGAGCACGCUGAACAGAUCAAGACGAUUGACAUUGCCAUCAAUGAUGAUAAAGAAUUCGAAAAGGAUGAAUCGUUCAUUAUUGAGUUGAAAAAUCCGACCGGAGGCGCCACCCUAGGUCGUCUUCAGAAGACUAUUGUCACCAUAGUAAAUGACGAUGAGUACAAGCGGGUAUUUGACAGAGUUGUUGGUCUCACGCAUCUUAAUUUGAACCGCAUGAAGCUCGGUUCGGAGACCUGGGGACAGCAGUUCAGGAAUGCAAUGUCAGUGAACGGGGGAGAUGUGGAGAACGCAACGUCGAUGGAUUAUUUCAUGCAUUUCAUUACCUUCCCAUGGAAAGUUAUCUUUGCUCUAUGUCCCCCCUGUACCUGGCUUGGUGGCUGGCUAGCGUUCUGUGUUGCCUUGGGAAUGAUUGGCAUUCUAACCGCAGUCGUUGGCGAUCUUGCCACCAUAUUUGGCUGUCUGGUCGGCCUGAAAAAGGAGGUCACCGCCAUCACGUUUGUCGCCAUGGGAACCAGUUUACCAGAUCUUUUUGCCAGCAAGACCGCGGCAACUGCUGAAAAGCAUGCCGACGCGUCUGUGGGGAAUGUCACUGGUAGUAAUAGUGUGAACGUGUUCCUUGGCCUGGGUACGCCAUGGGUGAUUGCAGCUGCCUACUGGCAUGCCAAGGAUAAGGUCUUUGUUGUGGAAGCUGGUACUCUGACAAUCAGUGUAAUAGUGUAUGCAGUUUGUGCAACGAUUUGUCUAGCUUUUCUCGUCCUACGGCGGCGUGUUUCUGCAUUUGGAAACGCCGAACUGGGUGGGCCUAACAAGGCGAAAUAUAUUACCGGAGUUUUCUUUAUUUCUCUCUGGUUCGUUUACAUCAUUAUCUCAUCUCUCGUAAGCUACGACGUACUGGAUGUGAAAAUAUAAACUGUGGAUAGAAAUCUUUGGCAGAAUUCAUCUAACUGAUCCGAAACAUGGGAGAGCGUUCUGGACGAUUAAAAUCCACGAGAUAAUAAUGAAAACUGUCAAAUGUAAUUUUUCAGUUUUACUAUUACCACGCAAGUGUAUGCGCUAUCAAAUAUAUCUUGUCUGUAUCAGUCUGUAUGUAAAUUACUGUAAAUAUAGUUUCAUAAACUGGUCGCUUUUAACCUACACCAGUCGGGUAAUUUAGUAAAAUGUUUUCUAUUAUUCAUAAAGUGGUCAUGAAAAUAUUAAAAAAUAUGG
Molecule: messenger RNA, 3658 nt
Organism: Dendronephthya gigantea
Lineage: Eukaryota; Metazoa; Cnidaria; Anthozoa; Malacalcyonacea; Nephtheidae
Product: sodium/calcium exchanger 3-like
Exons: 10
Coding region: 926-3361 (811 amino acids)
Biological process (GO): cell communication; calcium ion transport; transmembrane transport
Cellular component (GO): membrane
Molecular function (GO): calcium:sodium antiporter activity
Source: RefSeq, a predicted model, not a curated record